This is a messenger RNA of Amoebophrya sp. A25, 10129 nucleotides long. NCBI's taxonomy places the organism in Eukaryota, Dinophyceae, Syndiniales, Amoebophryaceae. The record is from the annotation of a GenBank genome assembly.
AUGUCUAGUCAGGAGGAGGAAAGUAUUAACUUCACGGUAGAAAACGACUCGGUACAAUGGGAUGACGGCUACAACAACAAGGUGUAUGUAGAUCUACUCACAGGAAACCACGUCACAGAAGUUCUAGAAGGAGCAGGAAUUGAGGUAGAAGUGGAUGACUCGGCUUCCAAAGCUGUUGGACUUGGCGGCGCAACAUCUAGCAUCUUAAGGAAGCAGACUUUGGCUUACAUCAUCCGACGUGUUGACAAAUCCAUCUACUGCAUGGGUUUCGCGUGGGGUUCUAUCUCGCAGCUUGGACCGAAUCUCCUUGGAGAACUCUUGCAAGCAAUCGUCUACGCUUCAAUUGUGAGGACACCUGGGAUGCCAAAGAGAGUUGUAGGCUUCGAUGGGCGCUGGAUUCUGAACUACGGAGAAGAAACUCAAAUAGUUCAAAAGAUCUUCAACUUCAACAAAAUUGAACUGGAGCUUCUGCGAACGAUUCAGCAGGAGAACCCGAAAAGUGACUGGUAUAGGCCAGUGUUCUCCGAACCUAUCAGACUGCCUCCCGGAGUUUCUGUUGAGGACGCGCAAAAGAUUAAGCCAUUCGACCCACGAACGCUUGGACAAUACGCAGCCAUGAGGGGCAUCACGCUUGAUCGAGGUGUUGAUCGGACUCCUUUUCGGUCACGAGAAGAAGAUGGAGAAAUCACAGAAGCACGGGCUGCAACGAGCGACGAAGAGGCACCUCCAGUUGCACUUAUUCUCGAUGGAGAAGCUAGAGGAGAUGACGAUCUAGAACUAGGGCCUGAAGAUCCAGAACAUCUGCACGAGCAAAUACUUGCCAUGAGACGAGGACGAGCAGCCGGAAUUCUUCAUCCCCACAACGCACAAAAGAGGAGGAAGAUCGCAUCGCCAUCUACUGCAAAGGAGCACGCUAUGCCAAAUGAGGACGACGUUGACAUGUUCGGAAACAAGUCCUCUAGUUCAAGCUCUGUCCCUGGAAAAACUUUGGUGUCGUUGUCUUUGCCAGAAAAGGACGAAUGUUGGGAGGUAACCUCCGAUCAACUUCGGAUCGGCGGAGAUGCAGGAGCAUAUGCCGUUUACCGCGAAACCCACUACGGGCUAGAGACGACCCCAUCAAUUCCAGGGUGGCUGGUGAACAGAGUACGUUUGAGGAGGAUCAUCUUCGUCGAACAACAAGUGCGAGCUUGUCCUGAUUUGCGCUAUGACUGGAAGAGGCGGAAGACUGAACUCCAACCGGUGCCACUACCAAAUGGAAAGAAGAAGUUCAUCACCUGUGAUUAUUACUUCUUCGUUUCCGAUCACGACGAAGUUCAGACGGAGUCCAAGAAGCACCAAGUACGAACAGAGAUGAUGAACGGAGCGCCGUUUGAUCCGCAAAGAGGAAAGCUUUCCAGCGAACUUCCAAAAGGGUGUCAUGCCUUUGAAGAUCACAUUCGCUACGAAAAUAUUGGACCAGGCAAGGUCGCGCCACAAGUGCACAGCGCUCCAUCGGCGAAAUCACUUCUGUCAGUACCAGGACGUCUACAAGAUAUUCGUUGUUUUACCUGCCGCGAUCUCAUAGACGUGCCAGCCGCGGUACGCGAAACCUGUCGUGUGUUUGACAUCGAAGAAUUCGGGAACGUGAACUACUUCGGACUAGCUCCUGACGUCACAAAGCGUACUGUACUGACGGGAUUUGCUCUCGAACUGCAGGACAAAGUCAAUCGAGUCGACAUGGAGCACAUCAUCAUCUACCUUCGAAACCACCCGCGAUGCAUCCUUAGAUGUUCUACUGGGAUCGGAAUCAGUGUGGCUUUUGGUGAGAUCCUACAACGACGGCACAAGCUUGGGGUGAUGCACUGCAGUGUAGCCAACGAAUGUUUUGUACACUCCGUCACACUUUCUGCUUCUGGCGAGGCCACGCGUUUGCACCACGACGAACAUGUCCGAAUCGCUUCCGCUCUUUCACCGAUGCGCCAGUUUUCAACUGCUGAGCGAAAGAAGAUUAGGCUGAUUCAGGAAGUGCUCUAUCACCAAGGGAAGCUAACCACCUUCGAGAACUGUCUUAAACUCGCCAAGGACAAGAUUCGGAAUGUGCCAGAAAUCGAGUUGCGAGAGCUCGCCCGCGUAGCGCGGCACGAUAGUCUCGCUCGACUACGAUACGGCGUAGGGCCCAGGGUGCGAGAUCUAGGAGGUUUCAGCACUUUAGAGACGAUGCGCUCCGGGGGGAUCACUCUCAUAGAUACCACCUUCUUCACCUGGUUGGGGUAUAUCUAUACGAUUGUGGGCGUCCACUCUGUAGCCGACGGCAGAUCCGGUUUCUACCUUUGUGGCACGAAGUGGAAACUUGACCCAGUGCUGAACAGAGCAGUGCGCGACAAGAAGAUCACCGACGAGGAAGCACAGAAAAUUCGGGAUGGAAUUGCGCUUCAACUUGACGACGAUCUCGCCGACCGAUUGAUGUGUGGACGUGGAGCACCAUCGAAGACCGACAUCGCCAAAGUCCUCUACAAAUCGCUAGAUCGCAAGCUUAUCCGACGAAGGAUUGUCGCGGACAGAGGAGUUGAGAAUAUCGCCCUAAUCGAUUUCUCAAUGAUCAGAAAGACCGGCAGGGAGAUUACGAUUUUGCCCAAAGGACAGAAGGUCCACAAACUCGAGAGGAUGUUCUUAGCCCUGAAGACUGCGCUGGCGAAGUGUCUGUUGAUUCCGGAGUGUCAACUCAUGCCGCUCCAAUGGUUAUUGCAUGAGAUAGCCGAAGCCUUAGCAAACAUUCCAUCGGCAGCAUACUUAGGUCGCACGCCUAACCAGACCUUCUGGGGUUUACACGAGGGAGUGCCGGAAGGAUUCCUACAUCCUCUGGACGCCGAAGUCGAGUACCUACGGACCACAACUUCAGAAGGACGUCUGCAACACAUGACCGAAGCGCGAAUUGCUAUCUCGAGCCAGAUUACGGCUAUGACGACCGACCUCGAUUACGUAAAGGCGACUCGAAAAAUAAUUGCGAAUGCGAGAGCAGCCUGCCGUAGCUCUGAGGAGUACCAGCCCGGUCAACAAGUUCUGGUUUAUAAUCCAGUCACGAAGACGAGCAAGCCAGGAGAGAUAGCGGCUAGAACACGCACGCAAGGACAAGAGCCUUUUGAGUACUUGAUCAAUCUCCAACGGGGAAGCACAGUGGCCCGCGCCGGUGUGAUCCAGCCCAGCGCCAACUUCAACUGUUACCUCGAUAUUCCGACAGACCUGCAGCCACUCACCUUUCCAGAUUUUAAAAUAAGUGGUCGCGUCCACGAUGCGCAGCGAAAAUGGGAAGAGCUUAAUCGUCAUUCUGACGAACACGACUGGCAUGAAAGCACCAUCCACAAUCCGGAUAAUGUUGGUCCUUUCUUCUCCAUUUCAACCCCCGGGGAGGGAGUGCAGGCCCACCGCAGAAAAUUGUCGCGUAAGAACAAGUCAGCUCUGGAAGUCAUCGAAGAAGAAGGAGAAGUAGAUGAGGAUGAUCAAGUCGAAGAACAUGCUGAAGACGGAGAUGUUGACGAGGAGAGCGCUGAAGCACAGCCACCAGACGACUUAGACGAGCAGCAAGCUUUUGUAGUCGAGGAAGAUAUCCAGCAGGCAGGAUACUCGGAGGCCAUCACAAGUGCAGAGCAAAAUGUCCUUGACGAAACCGAGAUAAUUCUUGUCGGUGUGUCGCAUCAGGAAGGCGAGAAGAAGGAGGACGACGAGGCUGACGACGAGCCAAAUGAUGAGUCGGAGCAGUGGAAGACACAUUUUCGUUUUCCGAAUCGUGAAACGAGAAGAGCCUUGUGGAAACAUCUCAAGGAUGGAAAACAAGGAGCCCUCAAGGAGAACGACUUCAUUUACCAGUUGAUCCAUAAAGCCACUCUCGACGGAGCUGCGUGUCCAGUCACGCCACACAGUCUAGAACUUCAUCAGGAGUGGAUUCCAGAAGAAAAGUGCGAGAGCCUUGCCAAUCCGAGUCUGCAACAGUCAGUUCGAGUAGUGUGGAACGCUAAGUCAGUCGCGAUCGUUGGAAAUGAGGACGACUACAAACGAUUCGGAUCCGGAAUUUGUCUUCGCUUUGUGUUUUGGGUGUUGGAUCCGAAGAAAUCGUACCCAGAACACAACCUUACGAGCAUUCUGGAAAACGAUACCGCGCGACAUCCUGAUACGGUGAAUCGAUUGCAAGGGGCGACGAAGUGUGACGAUCUUGAUCACCAGUUUAUUCGUUCCACGACCGGGCUGAAUCGUCAAAAAGGGUACACUGCAGCAAUUGACAAGGAGUUCAACAGCAUCUUCUCGGAGGAUUUAGUCGAAAUCUACAAGGAUGGCGAUAAAUGCAGCAAGGAGCGAGUGCUAACGUCCAGAGGAAUAGCCGGAAUCAAACUCGUCACGAAGUACCACUACAAGAACACCUUUCGUCUCUGUCCCGGUGGACAUUUGAGCAGCAUCGAGGCAUCCGCAGAGUCUCCCACACUAAGUGAUCUGGAGUUCAAACUCAUCAUCUCAUCUUUGAGACAGAUCCGUGGUCGCAGACUACUCCGCAGCGGGGAUGUUCCGAGGGCAUUCCUCAAAAAUCUUCGUUUUAAGGAAGAGAAUCGUCCUAGGUUCUCUUUUCCUUUUAAUAUCGUAGAUGAGGAGUCGCUGAAUAUGCUCAAGACCAAGUACAACGUCGACAAAAAGAGUAUCUUUACUAUGAAGAUCUCUUUAUACGGACUUCGGGAAGCGGCCUUACUUUGGUUCCGAACACUUUCGCAGUUUUUGGAGUCCAUUGGAUUCCGGUCAACACCAGAAUCGCCGUGCGUAUUUCGAGAUCGGAAUCGAAACAAGGUUGGAGUUCACGUCGACGACUUGCUGUACGCGGGAGACGAGCAAGGAUUCAAGGUUCUGAGUGAAGCACUAAAAGCUCGAUUCGGUUUAACGUCGUGGUCUGACGCGAAGACCGGUUUUACGUACACUGGCAGCCAAAUCAAGAUGUCCGAAGACGAGCAGCAGGCUCAUAUCGGAAUGCACCAGAAAAUUGCCGAAGUGCGUACGUCACCAAUUCCGGAAUGCUUCGAUAAGAAGGCUGACCCGUCUACCUUCGAACCUCUCGACGCAGAAGGAGUUGGAGAGCUGAAGAGCAAGAGAGGCAGUUUGAUCUAUAUCGGAAAAUCGCACUCGGAAAGCACGUUCCCGGUAAGAUCGUUGGCCUUGGGCUCCGACCUCAAAAAGGACCACAGAUGGACUGACGAACAAAACCAGAUCAUCAACCGAUUAAAGCAGCACAGUCCGGGAACGACAAUCGAUUUGUCAUACGAGGAAGAGUACAUUAUCGCGUUCCCCGAUGCUUCUGGGCAAACGCCAGCGGUCGAGAGCGAGGUUGAUACUGUCUUCGAGGUCAGCGAUGAUGAAGUGCGAGCGUUCUUCCGGGAAAACAAUGAAGAUGGCAUUCUACUUGGUAGCACCGUUGAGAACGUUUUCACAGCGCUGGGACAUCAGUCCGCAACUCGUAAACGAGAACAGAGGAGAAAACGAGUUGGAGCUGUCACACAACCUGGAAACACGGAAGACGAGGUAGUCGCAAAAGUCCAGAAGUUGAAGCCUGUUCUCGGGUAUGUUAUUCUAUCCGUAUCGAAGAAGGAUUGGGAUGAAUAUGAACGGAAGCAAAAGGGUCUUAAGAGGGUAUCUACUCAGAAGGAAUUUGACGCAUUAGAAACUGUGGAGCUAAGAUGUAGCUUUCUAGAUAUUGAUACUAUAUUUUCCUCUCUGUUGAGUGGCAGUUCGUAUGAAUCUGAACUACACGCGGCCGCCGAGGUCGUCCCAAUUUUAGAGGUUACGCUUCUUAAGUUAGAAGGGUGGGGACACCCGACUCAGGGGCUACUCCUCUCUGACAACAAGUCAGCAGUGAUGAGGAUUACCUCCAAGUCCGGGAUUGGGAUGGCAGACGCCGUUGUUUUUAAGGUUUUAGCAAAACUGAAGUCCUGGUAUAUGAGCACUAAUGUAGAGGUAGGAAGUAUUACCGAUAGAUGUAAUCCAGGGGACACGGCCACCAAGAUACAAUCUGGGGCCAAAUUUCAACACUACUUAGAAGUUUUAAGAGGCAAGCUGAAUCUUCCAAUUCAGCAAGCCACUGUCAAGAGAAGGACCCACACGUGGGAGAAACCAUUCACACAAGCCACAACAGAGAUUUAAAGUUUUGAAUAAUUUUGUAUAGUUUGUGCACAGUUAGCCAGUCUUGAUAACAUGAGAAUAAGUAUGUUUAUAACCCGAAGUCGUGUACGAACAUUUUCAAUCUUGGUUAGCAAUCUUAUGUAAAAUAUUUGAACAGUGAGUGAGAAUUAAUUUUUGCAGUAUGUCAGUAAGGUCUUUGCUUAGAAAAGGGGAACGGUGACAUAAAGCAACCACGUUAGGUAACGUCAAGUCUCUUAGGUUUCUGGAAGAGAGGUAAUAAGGCCUUGAGUCGUGAAGAUCAAGGGGACAGUUUCUAGUAAGUAAAAAGGGAACAUGUAGGGAUGCGCGCCAUCAUGAAUGAUCCGGUAUAGUUAUGUUAAGGGUAGCCGUGAGGUAUUCUUUUGUUAGUUUGUCUUAGUGGGGGAAACAGUUCAAAUGAAUAGUUGAAACUAAAGUUUGGAAGAUAGAGAAAAUUAGGCACGAUAGUUAAAAUGUAUAGAAUAUGUACAGAGACAGUCUUCGGGUGAAUACAUAACGUUCUACGUUAAGAGAGAAUCUAACUAGACAAACUCUUAGUAAAAUAAGUAUAGCCGAACCAGACAGAACUAGUAGGAAGUUUAGAAAGAAAGAAACUGAGUAAGUUGAAAAUAGAAUAACUGGUUGUUGGGACCUUGCUUCCUCUUCGUCUUCUUUCUUUCUCCACCCCCGGGGCACUGUUGGAUUGUCAGUUAUGACGAUCGUUCGAAACAGUGUCUUCUUUCUUUCUGAAAGUGUCGGGCGUUUGGAGUGAGAGAGACGACGAGAGUGAGAGCUCGAGUUCGAUUAGUCAUAAAGAAACAAAAGCGCCUAAAAAGGUAAAUAAAUCGUUGAGUGUUUUGUUUGGUUGGUGGAAGGAAUCGGCUAAGAGAAAUCGUCUGUUAUUUGUUUGAUGAGACUUUGUUUGUUUUUCCAUGGCAUGGAGGCUGGAGUAUUUAAUUAUUUAAGGUCAUCGUUUGAUUAACAUGAACUUGGAUAAUUGAAUAAGAACAAAACCAACAUUAAUCUAAUUCAAACACAUGACUCGAUUCUCUCUUCUUUCCCACCCAACCCAAACUCUUUUCUCAUGACUCUCUCGCUUUGUUUACUUUCUCCAAAUGACAUUUAAAUUACCAUUCACUUCACUGUGGUAUUUAAAUGGCUCAAGAUCUUGUUUCUGAGAAUCACUUUGAUUGGAAGAACAUCAUCAUGAUAAGUUUGAAUUGAAAUAUGAUUUGAAAACCAUUUGAGAAAUACAACCAAUAAAGUUCCAAUGUCUACUUGAUCUUCAUCGCAAGAAGAUCAAUCUCGAAUCCGCACGGUGUUCACGACUCCACACCCGACACAGAGAGAUCUUCUGGUCUGUUUCUCGGUCCUUCGAUCACUUUCGACAUUAUAUUAAACGGAAAGAAAUCGUCAUGCUCAUCGUGUUCCUCGUGCUUGGUUUCUGCAUAGAAAUCAAUGCUCAUGCUGUGCGUUUUGGACGAUGAGGCGAGAGUGACUAAUUUCCAUCCCAACGAUCAAAGAAAUGCAUCUGUGCGACUGAUUGUCCACUCUAGCCAAAACUUUCAUCUGCUAGACGAACAACUGGAGGCAACGAGAGAUCAAUAAAUCACAAUACAUAUGAUUAUAUUAUAUCAAACAAGUGGGACACAUAGCAAACAUCAUCAAGUCGCUUUUCUGCAUCAUGAAGUUUUAGCGGUCCGGGGCUCGCUCAUCACAACUUACUCCAAUCGUGUGAAGUGUUUGCUUAGUAGUUGGUUCUAGAAAUGCCAAUCAUAAACAGUUAAUCCUAGAUUGUAUAUCGCUCAAAGCACUAAAAUAAAACAACCGGUUAGUUUUUACCUCUGUCACGUAGAUGCAUCCCUUCAAGCAAUUAGGUAUCGACUAUUGCUAAUACAUACGAGGAGGUUACAGCCUACUCACCUCUUGUCCCACCUAGACAGAUUCGCGUAAAGAUUUUCCCUGACUUAUCCUUGAUAUUUUGUAAUUUUUCCUAGUAGAUGUCUCUUCUUGUCCAGAAUGUUUAUGGAUAUUAUCGAAGCCACUGUCAAUAUUACUUUUAGGAAAAUCUUCUACUUCAACAUUUGUUAUGAGUUAGCAUUUUUUUAUGUUGUAGAACCAAUCAACUUCGGUCUAGACUCUCAUCAUUGUUAAGUUGUAGAAGUUCGAGUUGCCUUCACUUGGAAGAAAGAUUCUCUAGUAAUGAAUUGCAAAAUUGCAGGUGAAGGUGCGUUCUUUUCUUCAGGAUUCAUGCCAUUGCAUAGAUAGAGGUCCUCGCGGUGAAGGUUUCCUUUUGCGAAAGUUAACGUAGUUGCAGAACUGCGUCUAUGUCUUCUGCAUCCCUUUGGCUUUGUCUCUACCCAGUACCGCUGUUAGGGACGCCACUAUUAGUGGAGGAGCAUGACUUUCCCGGGCACUGCCUGAAGACAUUGGAAGUGGAAUAGUACAGCACUGUAGAUUUUUUCAAAGAAAUAGAAAAAGAAUUUUCUAGGAGGCGUGGACUCGCUCUCACUCUAGUAGGCACGACUGCUGUGACAGGGCGCGACUGCUGUGACGCGGCCACUAGUACGCGCGACUGCCGUAACACGUAGCCACUUUGGCUCAAGAUUAGUCGUGAUCGAUUUAUAGCGGAAACUCGGAUCCUAGUGUACUUUCAGCUCGACUUCUUAGGUAGACCCCGAGUAACUCGUCGUGUUUUAACUCUUUUCAUUUGAUGUUAAAUUUAUUUUUACUUGCCACUACCCUGCGAGCUACUCGAGGAUCUACGUUCUAAAAAAUGGAAAUACAAGUGUGACCUAAAAAGAGAUCAUGAACGAGAUAAGAGUAUGAGUUUGAGUCUAAAGAAAUUACAAUUAGUUGUGUGACAAUGGCAUCAGCAAACAAAGACGAGGGCAGGAGCGGAACACGAGUCUUUACGAGGGCGUAUGAUUAAGUAGGUUGUGGUCGGUUGAAGUUCCAAUCAAAAAUGUAUUUGUGCAGCAGAGAAGUGUUCCGGAUUUUCUCGCGUAAAAGUGAAUGUAACUGCAAGUAACAGCAAGCUUGAGAGGAUAACGUUUACAAUCCUAUCUUUCGACCAUCUGAAAGCGUGUCGAGCGAAAGGUGCGACGAGGCAUAGUCUUCUUGUUGUGACUAUUCUAGUAUCAUGAUUAAUCAAGCCCUUUUUUCUGGACCACGAGAGACUCAUGCUCACUUACGCUUAUGUCUUGUGAGAUAGACUAUCUCUCACCUCUGGUCACAUACGCUUCUAACGACAGAGCUGAAAAGUUUCAAUGUUCAACACGUCGAUGGUACAUGAUCCUCUCUGCUUAUGUAUAGGUGUCUUUCCGUCAUUGUGCAUUGAGCUUCGAGGAUCUUUACCUGUUGCUCCUGUUGCAUGUAUGAAAAGUUGUAAAGUUCGAAAGAAUCUUGAGCAAUUUUACAUUUCUUUCACGUAUUGUAUCGAGGACUGAAUCUUUUUCGGUGCUGUGAGUAUUUUUUGGGGGCCUUCAGAUCCAAUAAUUUUUUCCGACUUCUUACUUAGGCUCUAGCCAGCACCGGAUGAUAAAGAUUCUCGAAUACUAAAGCAAGGCACGACUUCUUAUUGUUGCUAAUCUGCCCGGGAGUAAUGUAAAAACUUUGACAGUUAAGUACAAGUAGCCUUUUUUUUUAUUUUCUUAGGUUUUUGACCUUUCUCAGCACCGGCUCGGAUGGAUUCUGUUCUUGCUUUCUUUAGAUGACAGGAUGUGUGCAAUCUUGUUUCAAGUGGUCAUCUAAUUCUAAUCAUCUUCAAAGCUUCAAAGUUAGAUUCUGUUUGGACCAAUUCUUUUUGUAAAAUAUCACAUGCCUCGUUGAAGUGCUUGAUGGUUUGUACUGUGUAAUGCGAGUGUCAAUAUUUUUCCCAAGUCUGUCAAAUCUUUCAGCAUAGCUGUAAGUACAUAUUUCUCUCGACGACAAUACUAAUAUCAGAAUUUUGAUGUUCAGCGUCCUGCUAGUGGAGGACAAC